AUGGCUGCCCUUCCUCAGUACGACUACCUUUUUGCCUUUGGCACCAUUUUUGCUUUCCUCGAUGCGUGGAACAUUGGUGCCAACGAUGUUGCCAACUCAUGGGCGACGUCCGUCGCCUCCCGGUCCAUCUCCUACCUCUACGCCAUGUGCGCCGCUUCCGUCAUGGAGUUUGCCGGCGCCAUGGGUGUCGGUGCUCGCGUGGCCGACACGAUCCGCACCAAGAUUGUCGACACGGAGCAGUACAACGAUGACCCCGCCGUCCUCAUGCUGGGCAUGGUCUGCGCCGUCGUCGCCUCUUCCCUCUACCUGACCUUCGCCACCAAGGUCGGCUUCCCCGUCUCCACCACCCACUCCAUCCUCGGCGGUGUCAUCGGCAUGGGCGUCGCCAGCGUCGGUGCGAAGAACAUCCUCUGGGUCGGCUCCGGCGGCGGCACGAACGUCAUCAGCACUGGUGUCGUCCAGGUCUUCAUGGCUUGGAUCAUCGCCCCCUGCCUGUCCGCCAUCUUCGGUGCCAUCAUCUUCUCCAUCACCAAGUACGCUGUGCUGCUGAGGACGAACCCGGCCAUGAAGGGCCUCUUUGUCGUGCCCAUCUACUUUGCCAUCACCGGCAUGCUCAUUGCCAUGCUGCUCAUCUGGAAGGGUGGCUCGUACGAGGUCAACCUCACCGAGCAGGAGAUUCCCGGUGUCAUUGUCGCCGCCGGCAGCGCCUGGGGUCUCCUGAUCGCCACCUUCCUGUGCCCCUGGCUGUACCGUGUCGUCAUCCGCGAGGAUUGGGAGAUGAAGUGGUAUCACGUGUUCAAGGGACCCUUCCUUCUCCGCCGCGGCGAGGUGCCUCCCGCGCCCGCCAACUUCCAGGGUCCCAUCCGCAACUUCUACGCCGGCCGCCUGACGCCCGAGCAGCUCGCCGCGCGCCGCGCCGAGGGUGUCGCCGGUGGCGACGUCGACGUCGAGGCCGCCCAGCCCGCCCAGGCUCAUCUCGGGCUCGCUGCUGGCCAUCAUCAUCAACGCCCACGCUGGUCGUGA
This is a messenger RNA of Verticillium alfalfae VaMs.102, 1023 nucleotides long. Its product is annotated as phosphate-repressible phosphate permease. Gene Ontology annotation, cellular component: membrane. The transcript has 3 exons. Bases 1 to 1023 code for a protein of 340 amino acids. The record is from RefSeq and is a predicted model, not a curated record. Gene Ontology annotation, biological process: phosphate ion transmembrane transport. Lineage: Eukaryota; Fungi; Ascomycota; Sordariomycetes; Glomerellales; Plectosphaerellaceae.